This is a messenger RNA of Plasmodium gonderi, 5706 nucleotides long. RefSeq lists its product as hypothetical. The transcript is spliced from 2 exons. The record is from RefSeq and is a predicted model, not a curated record. Bases 1 to 5706 code for a protein of 1901 amino acids. NCBI's taxonomy places the organism in Eukaryota, Apicomplexa, Aconoidasida, Haemosporida, Plasmodiidae.
AUGAGUACUGAUACAUGGAGUAUACUAUAUAGGUACAAUAAUGAUGAUAUAAAAAGCUUAACUGAAUGGAGAAAAAACAAAGGACAUGCUCAAAACAUUUCCGAUGACUUCCAACUUAGCAAAAAGUGUAUUCUACAUACAGACACGGGCAUGUAUCAGUGUAAGAUUCAGCAGGGUGCAAAAAAGGGAGCCGUUAAAAUGGAAGAAGACAUGGAUGAUAAGUAUCAGCUAAGCGAUAAAUGUGAAAAACAUUUAGUUGUAGAGAAAAAUGGACAAGGUAAAGAACCAAAUGAUGAAGCCGAGGGAAACGAUUCAAAUAUAAAUGAACACGCAUUUAAACUGAAAAAUAAUAGUAAGUUUAUAAAAAAUAGGAAUGGUCAAAUACACAAAAUAGUUAACAAAUCAAAGUCAGACUAUUUAUCUUAUAAACUUAAGAACAAUCUAAGUUUAGUAGGAAACUUCGUGAAUCAUGAAAAAACAGUUCUUCACAAUAAUUCAUAUCAACACACAAAUUCAUUUCACAGAAAUAAUGCUUAUCGUUGCAUAAACUCAGUUCAUCACAACAAUGGCGGAUAUAACCAAUUAUACACAUUAACAAAUGAAGAUAUGAAACAUUUCUUAGAUGAAAGCUCACAACUUUUACCAGAAAUCAGAAGGUACACCCUAAACAACACGUUAGAUGAGAAUAUUUCAAAAGAUCAGUCUAAAGAAAAAUGUCUUAUAAGAAACGUAACCAACAUGGGAUCCAUUAGGGGGGAAAAUGAAGUUUUAAAUAUGUCAUUUCCACGUGGAGUAGAAAAAAAAAUGUUCACACUGACAAAGGAAAAAGAAUCUGAUGAAUGUGAAGGGGAAACAUCUAAUGAACAUUUUCAUUUAUGCGUAGAUGAACGAAGCAAUAAUGAAUUAUUUGAAGACAUAUCAAAAAGUAAUAAUUAUUUUGAAAAAGUGGGAAAAGAUUCUCCAGGUUACAUAAAUGGAGAAAGAAAUUUAAAUGAGAAAAAAAAUAGGAUCAUCGUAAAAGAGUCCAAAUUAUUUAUUCGACAAGAACAUGGAACCUCAGAGCUGACGAAAGAAAAACACACUACUAUUGAUAACAUUACGGGGAAAAAGAACAAUCUGAUGAAUGAGGAAAAUGAAAUUACUUGCAUUUCAUAUGUAAAAGAACGGGAUAGAAGUAGAAGACGCGCUGUUAUGAUGGAUAAAGAAAUACAACAAAACACAGAUAGAGGAUCACUAUCCCAAUCCGAUCAUAGCGAUUUGAAAAAAAAAAAUUUUCAUUUUUCAGGUAGAAAAAAAAAAGGGGGUAAUACAGAGAAAGGUAAAAAAAGUAUAAAUUACAAAAGCAUCUACAAAAAUGUGCGUGAAAAAUUGGUAGUACACCAGAAUAAUACCAUGCUGGAUCAUCAUAAAUGGCUUCAGAAAUGCCCUCACGUGGACGUUAAUCAUUUUAGAAUUCCAAAUGAAGAUUUAUAUAAGAAAGAAAAUAUAAAAGAUGUGUCUCGAGAAGUAUUGUCAAUGAUUUCAAAUGAAAUGCACGAUUAUACAACGGAAACGUGGAAACCGAUCAAUAGGCAUAGCAAUUGUUCCUCUGCUAUGAAUUCUAGAGAUGAAAAUACCAAUAUGCGUAAUUCUAGUUCUGGUACUUUUGAACAUACUGGUCGCAGAAGCAGCAAGGGAAAGUCCAGCAACGGUAAAUAUGGUUUCAAUGAGAAACAUAUUAGUAAGAGUAAUUUGGGGAUGGAAAAAAAUGCGAAAUUAAAUAACCCAUUCGAUGAUUCUAAUGGCACUACUUUUGGAGCAAAUGAUUCGUUUUUGUUAACCAUGGCAGAAGAAAAAAAAUGCCACUAUAAUACUCGCAAUGCCCAUACAUCAAAUAAUUUUUUUGAGAAGUAUAAAAGUGUGCAAUUUUGCGAUUCUCUGGAGAAUUCGCACUUUUGGAAAAAACACAUUCUGGAGGUGUUAAAGAAAAGCGCAAAAGGAGAAAAAAAAAUGGAAAAAGAAAUGGAAAAACAGAUGGAAAAAAAAAUGGAAAAAAAGAUUGAAAAAAAAAUGGAAAAAAAAAAGGAAAAAAAAAUGGAAAAAAAGAAGGAAAAAAAAAUGGAAAAAAAGAAGGAAAAAAAAAUGGGAAAAAAAAAUGGUAACCACAUAGGGGAAAAAAAAUUUAUGUGUAAAAUUACCUGUAAUGCACUAAAAGCGAAAAUUCCUUAUGUGACACAGACGAAUAGUACUGAUGCUAACUCUUUGACAAAUUUUGUUCCCAAAAGUAUAGGGAGCAUAGAAAGUGUCACCACCAAGGGGAAAAGUGCCGACAUUGCCUGUGGCGUCAGAACUCGGAACCCUAUUAAUGGCCACGCUGGGAGUGCAACGAGAAGGGACAAUGACAACAAAGGAGAACAUAAUUACAGUAGGGCAAGGACCCAGCACAUUAAUAAUUGCCUCGACAUUAUAUGCAGUGGCAAUGCCUCUCUCGGUUGCGAUAAGGGAGAAAAAAAAAAAAGGCAUGACGGAAAAGGGGGAGAGUUCGCGGGAAAAAGUAACGUUUUAAUUUGCGACAAACGUGGUAGUUGGUGCAGUACAAAAAUGAGCGACAUUGAAAAUCACAAUAGUGUUUGCAAUUUUAACCACAACAAUGGUAGAAGUAGUAAUAGCAGCAGAAAUGGCAGAAGUAGUAAUAGCAGCAGUAAUGGCAGAAGUAAUAACAGCGACAAAAUCAGGAACAAUAGUAGUGGCAGCCUCUUUUUGAGUGAACCACUUUUAAAUGCCGAUGAAAAAGAGGGGGCAAGCAACCCUUCAGUAGAUGUUUUUUUUCCCCACGUUAGUCCAAUAAUUAAUAGCAAGAAUUCAUAUAACAUGCUAACAAAAUCCAACAAUUCAAAGAUCGUGAUAAAUGAAAAAAUUAAAAUAAACUACCCCGAUGGAAGACCCAUUACACAGUGCAACGGGAAUGGAAAAUUUCUUCAAGGGGAUGAAGUGAAAAAAGGAGACUCGCAAAUGAAACAUGGAAAUGAUUGCAUAAACAACAUGGUUAGUGGAAGUGUGAAGGCGUCCGUUACCAUCAAGAUAGGGCAUAAUAAGUUUGUAAAGGACUAUGAUGAAGAUUGUACUAUCGAGGACAUCAGAAAUGACAGCAGCGAGGAUUACAGUCAUGAUAAAUAUGCGUUCAGUGCACACACUGAAGAGUUAGGGGGCGAUGAACCCAACUGCAUAAAUAAUCAUGUAAAUCUUCCAAGUAAUGACAAAGAUGCAUUAAAUAGCUUCGAUGUAACAUGUGAAGAUUGCCGAGAUGUGAAUGGGAACCAGAUGGAAGAUAUUUUCUCGAGUAACGACAUCCUUGUUAAGGACAUUGAAGAGAUAAAAAUGAACAAAAUGUUUUUUGAAGAAAUUUGCAUAUUCAGAAUCCAUGAAAAGAAUGACGAGAAUAGUGAAAGUAGUGGCAGGAAGGAACAAAAGAACAACCCAUUUGAGUACCACUUGGAAGGACAUGGCGCAAGAAUUUUGCAUCACAAACAUAGCAUCCAGGAUGUUGAUAUAACAAAAUUAGUAUUAAACAAAAAUUGCUAUGAACAAAUAAACCAUGAAGUUCAAAAUUUGAUGAAGGAAGAAGACACAUACGAAAUAGAAAUGAAUGUUGGGUUGGUUUUUAGAAAAUAUAUUUCUAUCGUGAUAAAUUUAGCAUGCAAUUACUUACUUAUUAAGAAAAAUGAAAAGAACAUAAUAACAUGCAUACCGUAUAGCAACAUUUUAGAAGUUAGUAUAAUCAAGAGAAGCAAGAAAAAGAAAGAUAGAUACUUAUUCAAAUUAGUAUACGUUUUUAAAAAGAAGGAACAGUAUGAAAAAAAUGUUACGUUACUGUUUCGAUCGAACAGAAUGGAAGUAUUUGAAAAGAUUAACAGUAAAGUAGAACCCAAUUCAGUAGAAAGAAAGGACCCCAGAUGUAAAGAGUACCUAGAUAUAGAAUCUGUUUAUAGCUACAUGGUAGAAAAGCACAAAAAAGCAUAUCUAUUAUAUUUGAAGCAUUUGCUACAUAUAACAGAAAGGGUGUGUAGAAGACACAUUUUAAAAUAUGCCUUUAUUGAAUUAAAAAAAAAAUGUGAUCAUGAAAAAAAAAUUCAACAAAUGAAGAAAGAACGAGAUAAAGCAGUGCAGAAUGUAGCAGAUAAGUUAGAUUUUUGGAUGAAGAAAAGAUUGCAAACUUAUUUUAAUGUACUCGUUAUAAAAAGUUACGAAACUAGUUUUAUAAAUUAUCAGGUGAAAACAAAUAAUAUGUUAUUUAAUAUGCUUGUAAAGGAAAAAAGUUCUUAUCAAGAGAUUGUAGAAAGACAGAGUUUUCUACUAUUAUUUCAUGUAUUGUCAAAUAUGUAUAAAAGAAAAAUGAGCAAAUAUUUCCGAUGUUUUGUAAAUAACAAUAGAACUUUGAGUAGGAGGAAAAAUGCUGUUUGUUAUUCACUAACUCGUGUGAAUGGUAUUAUGUUAAAUUAUGAAAGAAGAAUAAAAUGUCAUGUCAUCUCAAAGUUAAAAUUUAACUAUGAUUAUGUAACAUAUUUUGUUUUCGUCAUGUAUAAGAUAUAUAUGCGUCGAGUUUUCCUUGGCUACAUACAUCUGAGGGAUAACAAAAAUGGAAAAAAAAUUGUCAUCGAGAAAAGUGUGUACAAAAUGAUUAAGGUCUUAUCCAAAAUGGUAGAAAGUCAAAAGUUUUACGCUUUUUUAAAAUUACAGAAAUAUAUUUUUCACGAAAUGGAUAGAAAAAAUAAGCUUAUCUGUAACCGUUUAAUGUAUACAAAUAAUGAACUGUGCCAGAAUUUGGACAAAGUAGCAAUUGAAAAGGGCAUUAACAAAGUUGAGAGCUUUUACAAAUUUAAAAUGAAAGAAUAUUUAUUAAAAUAUUUUUAUAUAUUAAAAGGUCCACAAGCAGCAAAUAUCAUACAAUUCAAAAAUCGUUCCCUAAAAUAUUGUGGAAUCUUUUCAUUCAUUUUAAAUAAAAUAAUCCAAAAGAAAGUACAAGACUUGUUCUUCAUAUUUGUUUUGAAAUGUUAUCAAACUAAUAAUAAAAACAGGCUCUUAUAUGCAAUGAAGUAUUUGAAUCAAAUUCUAGAAAAGAAAGAAAAAACAAAUGUUAUGAAUCUUUUGCAGAUGUAUGAUACAUAUCCUUGCUUAUUUCAGUACAGACAUUUGACGAAAAUAGAAAUCUUUGCUAAAAGUGUUGAUAAUUUUAUCACCUUUUGUAACAAAAAAUUGCUAUUAAACUUUUUGUUAAAGUUACAACAUUUGAAAUAUCAAGAACGGUUUAUAAAAGCAUACAAAUGCAUUGAAAGCUUAUACAAGAUAAUCAGGAUUGUAAAUAAGGAAAUAAAUUCACGUAUGCAAAUGUCAUUUCAACUCCUUUUGCAAAAUGCGAACAAAAAAAAUAAUGAUAUACUUAAGGAGAAGAUAUUAAAAACAAACAAAAAAAAAACACAGUUAAAAUUUAAUUAUAAAAAAGCACUCUCUUCUCCAGCACCAUUUUUGGACAGCAAAAAGGAGUGCCUCUUCUACCACCUUGACCUUCCACUUCCAUCUACUUCCGAUUCGCUGAGUCUUUUCAAGCGUUACCCCUAUCUUUUUUACAACUCUGAUAUAUCUCCCGAGCGCACCACAAUGGCCGACAUGGACAAGAUUAAACGGAAAAUUUGCGAUUUUAAUAACCGAAUGAGUAACGUCAAAUUGUAG